AGCAGCUGGAGAUUUGUAUGCCAUGGGUUAAUAAUUAGUGUUUUGUUGAUGUUGCAACAUAUACAGUUAUGAUAGCUGGAGAUUUGUAUGCUGUGCUGGUUAAUAAGUAUUUGCAACAUGUUCCAGUACAUUAUAUUGGUCUUUCUCGCAAUUUAAAUACACGAUAAUGAAGUUGCAUGGCUAUAGCAUCAGUUCCACUAUGACCCUCACACUGCUUUAUGCGUGUGCAACUCUUCAAGGCCUGCCUCUAGCUACUGCUGGUAAUUCUGAACAAGCUAAUAGUACCACUUAUUAUGUGCGAGGAAAAGACACAAACUCGUCAUUGUGCCCUGCUGACGUUGAAAUCGGCCAUUGUCAGACACUUGAUUUCUACGCUGAAAAUGGACGUUUUACGAGCCAUCGUUCUUUCGUCUUUUUAAGUGGAACACACCAACUAUCUCAAGAAGUUAUUCUUAGAGGCAUUACAGGAUUAUCAAUGGUUGGAGUUCAAGGUUCCACUAACUGCUCAAUAAUUUGUACCACUGCCUCAGCCGGUUUUGCUUUUUUUGACGUCACAUUUCUGCAUAUCAGUGACUUAAAUAUCCACAAUUGUGGUAUACACAAACAAGACUUUCAACUAGCUGCAGCUUUGAUUAUUAAGGACUCAACUAAUGCAUCUCUUAACAGAUUAGUAGUCACAAACACGACGGGAGGCUAUGGCCUCAUAACAAUCAACACACACGACCUUCUCUCUAUCACCAACUCAAUAUUUGCUUACAAUAAAAAUGACUCACACUGGGAAGGAGGGAACACGAGGAUAAUCUUUAGCGUUUGCGAAGAUUUUGAGCCCAAGUUUGUUGUCAUCAAAAACACUACUUUUCAUCAUGGGUACCAGUAUUAUAGGGUGUUCCGAGAAGUUGGCUGCGGAGGGUUGACGAUUGAAUUCAACUGUUACAACGUUAAAGUGAGCGUAGAGGAUAGUGAGGCAAGCUACAACACAGCAUAUUUCGGAGGCAAUAUUGAUGUUGUGUUUGGACUGCUAACAAACAAUUCCUUGCGGUUACAUAAUGUUACAAGCACACACGGGAUGGGUGGUCGGGGGACAGGCCUUUUCAUAACCAUCAAACAAAAUGUAGGUAUAGAUGAUGAGUACUCAUGUGAUACGCAUAUGUGCUCUGCUAUGGAAAACGUUAUCUUGAAUUUUUCAAAUCUACAUUUCAAUCGAAACCAAAAGUCAGCUUUUAUAAUUGAGGAUAAUUCCUACCCCGGUACAGUGUGCGUGAAUCAGUAUGCUGUGAUUAAAGAUUCGGUUUUCUUGGAGAACUCCAGUCCUGCUUGGUGGGGCGGCUCGGCUGUCCGUUUAGCUUACAGCCCAUUGUCUCCGGCUGUUAAAGAUUUUGCAAUACUUUAUACGACUUUUACAAACUGCACUUUCUCGGGACACUUUAAAAAUAGCCAUAGAAUGGAUUUAAUCGCUUCUGUUAUGUAUUUCGAACUGGUAAAGAAUGUGACGAUUGAGAACUGUUCAAUUGGCAACAACAACAUGUCGGGCAUUCAAGCAUACUCAAGUAAUGUGCACUUCAAAGGAAGUACCAACAUUUUUAGAAAUACAAACUACUAUGGAGGUGGACUGCUACUACUGCAAAAUUCAUUCAUGUUCAUGAGUUUAGGCACGACAAUCAAUUUUUGUGAUAAUCAUGCAGUAACAGUGGGAGGAGCGCUAUUUUCUGACUUUGAUCUUCAAAUCCCAACAAAAUCCCCAUGCUUUUACCAGCUCGAUAUUUCUGGACCAAGUGCGAAUAACAAUUUGAUUAGUACCAUAAAAGUGAACUUUCAGAACAAUACAUCUGGACUAGCAGGAUCAGCUAUAUUUGGGGGCAGAAUAAAUUCUUGUUACUCCUACAGACACAGUUAUGUCAGCAAACUUUUCGAAAAGGUUUUCAAAAUAAACAACACCGUGAAUGAUCCAUCAGCCAUUACUUCAGAUCCCUAUUAUGUCUGCUUUUGCAUAGAUGAAAGCAGACUCCCAAAUUGCGCUGUUGGUUCUCACAAUGUCAGCGUGUUUCCUGGCGACAAUUUCCAAGUCUCGGCUGCCACUGUUGGUAGCAGUAGAGAAGGUACUAUCCCAGGUGUUGUACACUCACAGUUCAUCAAGUCAUACCAAAAUACGUCAUUCGGUUAUCUUCAAGCAGCACAGAACAGUGUAGGAAGAUACUGCAGUACUCUUAAUUUUACCAUAUAUUCUUUAGACCCGUCCGUGAGCUUUUAUCUAUCAACUGACAAAUUAUCUUUUUUCUCGCUAUUUGUUUUCGACUCCAAAAUUGUCACUGUUACUUUUCUUGAUUGUCCACCCGGAUUUGAAGUCCAUUUUUCUUCUGGAAGACCCAAAUGUGAUUGCGAAAAACAACUCCAAAUUCAUGACGACAGUAUUCAGUGUUUGAUUACGAGCCAAGUGAUUGUACCACCUCCAGGCUCCUGGGUAGGCUACUACAACACUUCCACCCCGGAUACGGUCGUCAGGGGGGCACUCUUUCAUCGAUAUUGCCCCUACAAUUACUGUCACUCAAAUCAGUCGUACAUUUCUCUCAAUAAUACCGACAUGCAGUGCUCCUCCAACAGAUCUGGGAUAAUGUGUGGAGAGUGUCAAAAAGGUCUCAGUCUCACCCUUGGCAGAAAUAAGUGUGUAAAAUGCUCGAGUAUUAGCCUGCUAUUCAUUAUUGUGUUCGCCUUAGCUGGGGUUGCAUUAGUUGUGCUGUUGUUUGUGUUGAGGCUUACGGUAACAGAAGGAAGUAUUAAUGGAUUAAUAUUUUACAUGAAUGUCUUGAAGAUGAACCAAGCACUUCUUCUGCCAGGAAACGAAACAAAUUUUCUGAGUGUGUUUACUGCAUGGAUGAAUUUGGAUCUGGGAAUCGAUUUAUGCUUUUAUGAUGGAAUGGACUCGAUAGCAAAAACAUUCUUACAGUUCGUUUUCCCUGCAUACAUAUGGUUGCUUGUUAUUUUGGUGAUAGUUCUCGCAAAAAGGUUUCGAUUCAUUUCAAACUUAGUUGGACAAAGAGCAGUUCAAGUUCUAGCCACUCUGUUGCUUCUCUCUUAUACAAAACUUCAAAGAGUGAUUGUUACAUCUCUCACGUAUACCACUUUGUUAUAUCCCGAGGGCUCAAUCCAUUAUGCUUGGUUGUACGAUGGAAAUAUAAACUACCUUGAAGGGAGGCACAUUGCUCUGUUUGUGGCAGCUAUUGUUUGUUUUAUUUUGUUGAUUUUACCGUAUACGAUUCUGCUAACAUUCUUCAAAUUCUUUCAAGCUUGCUCUGAUAAGAAACUGAUGUCAUGGAUGAACAAUCUUAAACCAGUCAUCGAUGCAUACGCUGGUCCUUAUAAGGACAAUCUUCGAUUCUGGACGGGUUUCCUGCUCUUUUCUCGAACAGUACUAAUUGUUACCCUUACCCUCAAUUGGACGGCGUCACCAGACUACAACCUUUUUGCAGCAGCUCUGGAAGCCAUCAUCCUCAUCAUGAUUGUAGGCUCUCUUGGUGGCAUUUACAAAUAUUCGCUUUACAACUUCCUCGAAACUUUUUGUUAUUUCAAUGUAGCUGCUGUGGCUUUGAUUCUGCUUUAUAACAAAGAGCAUCAAUACGCUAUCCUAAAUGGAUCGAUGGGUGUUUUAUUUUUCAUAUUUUUAGUAGUUAUUUUCAUCCAUUUAUUCAAGUACACCCCAAUUCGUUUGUGUGUUUCCUGCAUUAGGAGGAGGUUUACUGAAGAUGAAGCCAACAGAGGAAACGAUGAAGACUUAUUAUUUGAUGAUCGAUAUGAAGCCGUUGUGGAGUCUGAUGAGAAUGAACUCAAAGACACUGUUGGUUGAACAUGAAGUAGUAUAUUACAACAUAUCACACUGAGCACAGCUCUAGUUCAUGCAUGCAUGGUUAGUUCAUUAUGGCAGUUAUACUUUGUGUAUAAUUUGAUGAGUAUAUAUAUUAUAACAAAAACAAUUUAAUGGACAUUUUACGUGCAUAUAAUUACACCCCAAAUGCAGUUAAUGUUAUACAUUUACCGGUACAUGCAUUUACUAACUCUAUAAUAAUUAUAAUAUAUAUAUAUAUAUAAUCAAUGUUUCAGGUAGCUCCGUGUAUAAGACCCUUGCAUGCACAUGUGUAUGUACAGGUCCUUGAUACUGAGAUAACCUCUCCUAAUCAUGCAUGCACUCCCAGUGUAACGAUAGCUGGCACGGAAUGCAAUUCAUUUACUAUAAUUAUCAUGCAUGUGCAUGACUACAGUAUAGACUUUCGCUAUUCAGGCUCUCUAAAGUACGGCCACUUCAAUACCGGCCAUAUAUAGUUUGGCAUGGAUUGCCGAAAAUUACCCACUAUACGGUAUUUUUUGAAAACGUUUAGUUUAGUUUUGUAGAAAUGAUGUAGCACUAGACUGGAAACUACUCCCUUCACUGCGCUCUGGGGACUGGUAAGCUGCCGUGUUGAGAGUUGUCCCGUUGGAAUGCAAUUAGAACAAACCACAAAAUGCGUAAUGCGUG
Molecule: messenger RNA, 4504 nt
Organism: Halichondria panicea
Lineage: Eukaryota; Metazoa; Porifera; Demospongiae; Suberitida; Halichondriidae
Exons: 1
Coding region: 167-3838 (1223 amino acids)
Source: RefSeq, a predicted model, not a curated record